AAAGAGGAUGAGUAAGGGCUCUUUUAGUACCGAUGAAGAGAUACGGCUAUUGAGACAAAAAUAUAAACCGGAAAAUAUGAUGAUUUGGAAAGGAAAAGAAAGUUUCAGUCAACACAAAAAGGGUCUGUGAUUGAUUGGUCAAACUGUGCUCAUAUCAAUCCACCCGCUUCCUUACUGGCUGAGUUUAUUGCGUCCUAUAUAUGCGCCUUCCCCGCAGAUAGGAGACAAAUAAUCAACCUUUUCUUUUCCUCGCCACAACCAUCAUUCACCCAACACUACCAAACAUGUCUAAAGAAGGUGAUUUCGACGCCGUCCGAAAGGAUAUCGAGGCAAUCCUCAAACAAAAAGGUUACGAUGACGGACACAUUGGUCCCGUCCUAGUUCGUUUAGCAUGGCAUGCCAGCGGUACAUACUGCAAGGAUACCGAUACAGGAGGUUCAAAUGGAGCAGGAAUGCGAUAUGAAAAAGAAGGUGGCGAUCCGGCAAACGCAGGAUUACAACAUGCUCGUGUUUUCGUUGAACCAAUCAAACGUAAGUAUCCUUGGAUCACUUAUUCGGAUCUUUGGACUCUUGCCGGUGUUGUUGCAAUCAGAUCUAUGGGCGGUCCAGACAUUCCAUGGAAAGCAGGCAGAAGUGAUUUCGAUGAUGAUUCUUUGCUACCUCCACGUGGUCGUUUGCCCGAUGGAUCACAAGCACAAGAUCAUUUGCGUCAUAUCUUCUACCGUAUGGGUUUCAACGAUCAAGAGAUCGUCGCCCUCUCUGGUGCACACAACCUUGGACGCUGUCACGCUGACCGAUCUGGUUUCGAGGGAGCAUGGGUCAACAAUCCAACCCGAUUCAGCAAUCAAUACUACAAGCUACUCUUGAAACUCAAAUGGCAAAAGAAAGAUUUGAACAGAGAAGGUGCACCAUGGCAAUGGGUUGCCACAACACCCGGAAUGGAUGAAGAUGAUGAACCGUUGAUGAUGCUACCAACAGAUUAUAGUUUAACACAAGAUGCCGAAUUCAAAAAAUGGGUUGAGAAAUAUGCAGAAGAUCAAGAUCUUUUCUUUGAUCAUUUUUCAAAAGUUUUUGCUAAGUUGGUUGAAUUGGGCGUUUAUCGUGAUGAAGAUGGAGUUGCAAGAUUCAAUAACCUUACAAAAGGUAAAUACGAAUCUGCUCCACCAAAAUCUCUCACACCCGGAGCACCAGAAAGAAGACCAGCCCAAGUUACCCAUAUUUCCACAAAAGCACGUCUUUAGAGAGUGCUUUGUCAGGCUUUUGUAUAGAAUCAAGUUUGUCGAUAGAUUGUCUUGUAUAGACUCACACAUUUUCAUUUAAUUUACUCAGUUUCCAUCUACUUUACAGUUGCUUGAGAGUGAGAAUGCUUGACAAUUCUAAGAGUAAGGCUUCAUCAACAGUAUCGACCCUCUUACCAAAGUGAUCAGAUAUGCAUUCAGAUUGAUGGCCUUAUCCGAUCAAAGUAUCGGCUGCAUUAAAUUCACACCAUCAGAAGAAGCUAUUUUGGCAUGACGCUUUGAACUUAAGAAGAUAUGCAGAGCGUACAACUAAGCUGAAGCAAGGAAACGAAAAUGUGGGGUUCAAUUGAUUGAAGCUAGGAACGCUUACUAAGCAUGUCUUUUUGGAAUUUGGAAUUCUGGAAUCGAAAGUAUGAAUCUUGAAGCCAUUGGGUUAUGAUGUAUGCGGCAAGUUUGA
Messenger RNA from Meira miltonrushii, 1695 nucleotides. Its product is annotated as heme peroxidase. The coding region runs from base 285 to 1241 and encodes 318 amino acids. Lineage: Eukaryota; Fungi; Basidiomycota; Exobasidiomycetes; Exobasidiales; Brachybasidiaceae. The record is from RefSeq and is a predicted model, not a curated record. Gene Ontology annotation, biological process: cellular response to oxidative stress; response to reactive oxygen species; hydrogen peroxide catabolic process. The transcript has a single exon. Gene Ontology annotation, molecular function: peroxidase activity; heme binding.